UCAUCCCACACUCAUGAAGUUCCACGCACGCGGUCCAUGGAGAUGUUGAUUCGAAAUGACAUAUAUACCAGGCAUCGCAGAAAUCAAGGCAUUUGACGCAACGCGCUCACGAGAGUCGCACAUGGUCGGCAAGCGUACUGUCCAUCACCAACCUCAGUGCUGCACAUCACUGCAUCACAGUCGGCCUACAUCCCCUCCUCGUUUGUAUGGAGACUGUGUCGUGAGUUUGACUCUUAACUGCCGUUAAUCUCGUCUGCUAAUAAUCGCGCGCGAACUGAAGUUUGAGGGAGAGGACCACUUCAAACUGUACCCUAAGCAAGGGGAGCCUACUCUGUGGCAGGCCUUGGGUUUUUGCUCCUGACAAGGACUCAUCAGAUAAAACACCAUGAGGUUCUGUUGUGUUGCAGCGGUCCUGACCACGGUCUGCGUGCUAGCUGGGUGCCUGGUGGCCCGGGCGGCACCUAGAAAGGGCGGGGCUGGUGAAGGCGUUGAUCCCUGGUGGAAACGGAAUUUUUCGCCCCAAAGCCCAGAAGAAUCGGACGGGGACUUCAACACAAAUGGUCUCGUACAAAGGAUAUUGAACAGAUUAGAACAGAGACUCUUUGGCAGUGACCUUUCAGAAGCCGAAUCGUGGGGAGACAACCAGGGACAGCAAUUAGAACUGGAACGGUACAGGCCUGCAGACGAGGAAGAUGGGUUUAUUGAUGCCAAGGAAGUGCCUGAUGACACUCCCCUGACCAAGAGGAAAUGCCUCGGCCGAUUUCAGCCCUACGCAUUAAACUGCUAAGAAUGAGCUUCGGAGGACCGGUUUUUCAAAAUUUUGGUGACGGCAAUAUCAUCAUCAUAGCUGAUUUCUACUCGCUUUAAAUUAUACGAAAAUGAGUUUUCGUUCGAUUUUCACAUCCUAUCAAAACAGCAACGCUGGAAAAUUUAUAUUUAAAUCUGGUUGGCUGGGAAACCAAUACUUUAAAAUACUAAAUAUUUUAAAUGUAAGUCAAAGUUGAACUAUCCUCAGCUGAAGCGAGGUACGCCAAAAGGAAACAUUUUCCAUAUCCAAGUUAAGUUCAGCCGGUGUGCUGGCCAAAUAACAAAAUGAAGUGUUCUGAUUAACAAGGGAAAAUGUCUGGCCAAAUUAUUCGUUGAUUGGUAUGUGGUUAAUCCCUUGGUCGGUGUACAUAACUGGCGUUGCCUCGGUGCGCUGAAUGGCGACAAGGGAUACAUGUAUUUAUGCAUUUAUGCGCCAACUGUACUGUCCAGAUUUAGUUUUAUAAAAAAGAUAUAAAGUUUUAUUGCCAAAGUUAGUAAAAGUCAUAUGUAUGAUCCUCAACUGCAUUAUCAUACGUUAGUUUGUAUUUAUUAGGCUGCCAAUAAAUCAAAAGAAAUGCACGACACAUCGAGACUCUGCUGUUGAAAUUAACACAAAAACGCAGAUAAUGGAUUUUUUGUUUCCAAAUACACCAAAGACUUUGUUGUGGUAACUAAAUGACUUUGCACCUGACGGGCCUAGUGUAACCUGUGAUGCAAUGAAUUAGUUGGACCUAUUGUUACAACGUACCUGUCGAUUUAUGACAACUGAUAGACGAAGUAUGAGGCAUGUCUUUCACAACCCACAGAACAAACAAUUGAUGUAAAAGUAACUAUUAUUGCGGUACAACCUAAACCAUUACGUCUACUUAAGGAGAUUCGCAACCUAUCUGACCGACCGACAGAUCGUGCGUAGUUUACUAGCUUAUAGACUGCUUUAAACAGUUGUAACCAAAUACUGACGAUAGGAUUAUCACUUGUGUUAGCUCCAAUGUUCAACGCUUAGUUUCACUUUAGCUGGCUAGCAAACACGGUAAACUAGAAUCGCAAUGUGUAUGGAUCCAGAUAAUGAAAGAGUUGCUAUACUAAUUCAAACAAUUCAAACAAAGAUGACGGCAUAGUUUAUACCCACUUGAAAUAAUGAAAUCCAUUGUCAAACCGUUCUUGAUCUUAAAGGAGCAAAUUUCAAUGUAUGAAUUUCACAAGGCCCCUUUAAUUUUCCAUUUCAGAGUUUCAAUGAAGAUCACUGUAUAGGUCUAGUGUAUUGUCAAUUUUUGGGAAAAGCACAUAUAUGUAGCUUAACCGGGUAGCAGAGUGAUUUUCGACCUCUCAAGGGCACCUCAUUGACCCAAGUGACUCGACGUUCAUCCAUCUUUUUUGUAGGCAAAGGCCGCUGCGCCAAGCGCAGUAUUUACCUAGUACACGUAGGCCGACCUUCACAGUGCAGAAUAAAUGUUUAAAAGUGUAGGAAACGGGAUGUCAGAACCUAACGCUGUACUGACACAAGUGGUAACCAUCAUGCUACUUUUAUGUAGAAUUCACGGUUAUUUCACGCGAAACUUAGCCCCACUGUCAAGUAUACAACAUACAUUGUACGAUUGCUAACUAAAUGCUUACCUACAGUAAUGGUGGCUAAUAUCGGGAAACUGGGUGGUCAUGUGGUACUUUGAUAUCUGUUGUUUGGCCCUAUAUGUUAGUAAGAACCUUCUUGAAAAUGAUUUGAAGAUUUAAUACUUAGUAGUAAGGUAAGAAAUAUCCUUCUGUUAUCAUUAUAGCCUAUACAAGGGGAAAUUUAAGAGAUAAGCCCACGCCCAUUCUAUAAUUUAACUUUACCACUUAUAGUCUUAAAAGUAAUGGUUUUUAAUUUGAAUUGUAGUUAAAAAUUGACAGCAAUCUGCCUUGAGCUAGGCUGAAAAGAGCCAUUUUUGUGGGAAGUGUUCAUUUUGUUGGUACUCUUCCGCCCGUAACUCGUGCAUUCAAUAGUAGGUUGUGAACCAGCGACGUGCAGUUCCCACCCCAUUUAUAGUCUUUAAAUGGAGGUCGAUUUUCAACCAAAGGAGUUUCCGUUGCUAGGAAAAGUGCAUCCUGUCUUGGUCCCACUCAGGGCAGAUUAUUUCACUUUAAGCACCACGCAAGCAGGCUUGCUUGAGCCCGAAAGUAGUCACUCGAGUUUGUUACAACCCGCACCAUAAGUUAAGAAUGCUGUUCGAGUUGUAAAAUAGUGUACUCAGAGUGAAAUCUUGUCCAUAUAUUCAGUACACAAAAUAAAAAGAUGUAAGUUUUCGUUUGUACGUUGUGACGUGCAAAGUUUCAUGAACUGGUUCUGCAUAAUACAAUUAUACAUAUUUCUUGUAAUAAAUUUUUGGAUGAACAAAUGAUAAAGAACGAAAGUAGAGCUUUCUCCUAUUAGAUGGAAUACGUGGUAACUCCAGAAGUCUAUUUCAAUACGGGCAAUUUACAACAGUAAGCCACCAAGAGUUUGCAACGCGCUGAUCAAUCACAAUGCCCGUUUGGAAAGGCUCGGCUCGGAUUUCGCACACUGUGAUUGGUCAACGCGUUGCAACUCUUGGUGAAAGAAAGAAACUCUAAAAAUGCAAUAUCUGCUACACACGAGGCGAAAACUAUUCUUGGCAUUGAUGGACAUAUAUACUUACCUUCAUCUUGGUUCAGAUGACGUUUGGCUCGAAUAUUUGAAUCAACAGAUUUGAAUAAACCUGAAUAGAAAGGUUUUAAUAAGUUCAAUGAAAUGUUCACACGACCCACUGAUACAUUCUUUAAAAUUUAAAAGGAUAAACUGAAGAUCAUCCAAGAACUGGAACAGAAAAUAUCUUCGCGCCUGAAACUUUGCACAUCUCAGACGACGCUUUGAGUCAACUAACAGUGGACGAUAAAUAUGCAGUAGGGUAAUAGAGAAAGAUUUCAGUGAAAUGCUUUGCAGUGAUGCUCUAGAGAAAUUGUCUAGCUUUGACUGUUGGACAGAAUCACUAAUUUCUUGUUUUGAAAACAAGACUUAUCUGCUCCUGUUUUUUUAGUUUAUUCUCAACUUCGUGUUACUGUUAGACCUGAUUGCAAAUUGUUGAUUUGUUUGCUAGUGACAGGUUAUUGAAUUCAUUUUUAGAUUCUUUCAUGAAGUAAAACAUUGAUCUCUGUGCAUUCUGAAUUCAUGUUGCGCAUGUAGAGAGCAGUGGACACAUUCCUAACAUGUUCGCCAUGGUAGUUUUGAGUUAUCCAAAAUGAUUUGGCUUCAAAUGUAUUUGAACUAAUAUCUAAAUAAAAUGCUGAUUUAAAUUUCUUGGGAAA
Molecule: messenger RNA, 4104 nt
Organism: Acanthaster planci (crown-of-thorns starfish)
Lineage: Eukaryota; Metazoa; Echinodermata; Asteroidea; Valvatida; Acanthasteridae
Source: RefSeq, a predicted model, not a curated record